Molecule: messenger RNA, 894 nt
Organism: Penicillium angulare
Lineage: Eukaryota; Fungi; Ascomycota; Eurotiomycetes; Eurotiales; Aspergillaceae
Exons: 2
Coding region: 1-894 (297 amino acids)
Molecular function (GO): oxidoreductase activity
Source: RefSeq, a predicted model, not a curated record
AUGGAAAAUCUACUUAUUUCAGACGAGAACUUGACAGGUCUCCAAGCGAAAGUCGUCUUGAUCACUGGUGGUGCCUCUGGGAUUGGAAGAGCCACUGCACAACUCUGUCUUGACCUGGGCGCAUAUGUCGUAAUCGGUGAUUUGAAUUCUCCAAAGACUCCAUUUGAAAACGCCAAAAACCUCAAGUUCGUGCAAACCAAUGUAGCACAGUGGGAAAGUCUUCGGAAUCUAUUCAUCGAGGCAGAAAAAUGGUUCGGUCGCAUUGACCAUGUAUUCGCUGGCGCGGGGCUUAGUAUGACUCCUGAUUUCAUGGAGGUGAAGCUCGAUGAGAAUGGCCUCCUGCUACCUCCAAAUACCCAAACAGUCGAUGUGAACUUCACUGGCUCACUCAAUACCGCCCAUCUUGCAAUCGCCUAUAUGACCCAACUGGCCAAAAUUAAAACAACCGGCACGGGAAGCAUUGUGCUUAUUGCUUCUGCGGCUGCAUUCCAGAACUUCCCAGCCACAGACUAUGCAGUGUCCAAGCACGGCGUGGUCGGUAUGGUUCGUGGCCUCUCUGGUAAGAUGAAGGGGCAAGUCCGUGUCAACUGUGUUGCCCCUUCAUGGACAGACACGGAAUUUCUUACUGCUUUCGUAGCUGUCCUCAAAAAGGUUGGUGCUCCUCUCCAAACCCCAGAAGCGGUUGCUCGGAGCGUUGCUCUGUUAUUUGCAGAUCAGCAACGUACCGGGGAUAUAAUAUAUAGCUGGGGAGGAAAUUACAGAGAGAUCAAUAAUCAGGAAGGGGGACUUCUGGACCAUGCCUUGAAGCUUAUGUCUCUUCCAGAGAAAGCGGAGGGUUUUGUGGAGAAGCUCAUGGAAUUUCAGCGAAAACACCUCGAAAAGCAAUCGUCGUGA